This is a messenger RNA of Condylura cristata (star-nosed mole), 3160 nucleotides long. RefSeq names its product ER lipid raft associated 1 (gene ERLIN1). The transcript is spliced from 12 exons. The coding region runs from base 107 to 1153 and encodes 348 amino acids. Gene Ontology annotation, biological process: SREBP signaling pathway. Gene Ontology annotation, cellular component: endoplasmic reticulum membrane; endoplasmic reticulum. The record is from RefSeq and is a predicted model, not a curated record. Gene Ontology annotation, molecular function: ubiquitin protein ligase binding; cholesterol binding. Lineage: Eukaryota; Metazoa; Chordata; Mammalia; Eulipotyphla; Talpidae.
GCGGCUGCACGUGCGGGCGGGGGCGAUGCGUCACUGAUCGGUGAGGCGCGGCGGAGGGGUUGGCCUCCCUCCGGAGCCAGCGGCCGGCCCCCUCCCCAGAACCAGGAUGAAUAUGACUCAAGCCCGAGUUGUGGUGGCCGCCGCGGUGGGUCUGGUGGUUGUCUUCCUGUACGCCUCCAUCCACAAGAUCGAGGAAGGACACCUGGCUGUGUACUACAGGGGAGGAGCUUUACUAACUAGCCCCAGUGGACCAGGCUACCAUAUCAUGUUGCCUUUCAUUACUACGUUCAGAUCUGUGCAGACGACACUACAAACUGAUGAAGUUAAAAAUGUGCCUUGUGGAACAAGUGGUGGAGUCAUGAUCUAUAUUGACCGAAUAGAAGUUGUUAAUAUGUUAGCUCCUUUUGCAGUGUUUGACAUUGUGAGGAACUACACUGCAGAUUAUGACAAGACCUUAAUCUUCAAUAAAAUCCACCAUGAACUGAACCAGUUUUGCAGUGCCCACACACUUCAAGAGGUUUACAUUGAAUUGUUUGAUCAAAUAGAUGAAAACCUGAAGCAAGCUCUGCAGAAAGAUUUAAACGUCAUGGCCCCAGGCCUCACAAUACAGGCUGUGCGUGUUACAAAACCCAAAAUCCCAGAAGCCAUAAGAAGAAAUUUUGAGUUAAUGGAGGCUGAGAAGACAAAACUUCUUAUAGCAGCACAGAAACAAAAGGUUGUCGAGAAAGAAGCUGAGACAGAGAGAAAAAAAGCUGUUAUAGAAGCAGAGAAGGUUGCGCAAGUGGCAAAAAUUCGGUUUCAACAAAAGGUCAUGGAGAAAGAAACUGAAAAGCGCAUUUCUGAAAUUGAAGAUGCUGCGUUCCUGGCCCGAGAGAAAGCCAAAGCAGAUGCUGAGUACUACGCUGCACACAAAUACGCCACCUCAAAUAAGCACAAGUUGACGCCGGAAUAUCUGGAGCUCAAAAGGUACCAGGCCAUUGCUUCUAACAGUAAGAUCUACUUUGGCAGCAAUAUCCCUAGCAUGUUCGUGGACUCCUCUUGUGCUUUGAAAUAUUCAGACCUCAGGACUGGAAGAAAAAGCUCUCUCCCCUCUAAGGAGGCUGUUGAACCCUCUGGGGAGGGCCCCAUCCAAAACAAAGAAAGCACAGGUUGAUGCAAGAGGUAGAAAUGUUCUACCAUACCAGUCUGUGACCCAAGGGGUUAAGUGGGAACAAUGGUUAUACAACUCUUCAGACUUAGUGGGAAUUUGCGCCGUCUGUUCUGCCUCUCCUGUGGUCGUCCUGAUUGCAGGAUGCAGCCAGCUGCCUGGCCCCCAGAUGGUCUUGUCAGCCACAGUUUCAUAAUUAUCCUGUAUGUGUUCUUUUCUAAACUGGUACUUGUGAUUGAGGGAAAGUCUGAUGCUAAGAUACUGCCUGCACUGGAAUGUUAAACACUAAAUACAUUACAAGCUGUGUUUUUCUAAGCUGACAUACGAAUAAUGUUUACAUUGGUACCCGGGGAAAUGUGUGCUCAGCCAUUCAAGAGACACCAGAGAAAAGACGCCAGGAUGUGGUAAGUGUGAAGAAGACUGGUAACACCUGGACCCAGGAGCUCUUUGGGUUCCAGUACCAGCCUCCAUUCAUGAGGUUAACAUCUGGUCUGCUGAAGUUCCCAGGAAAUGAUCUUCCACUUGAGCAACCAUUUACUUGAUAUGAUUUGCACCUUUUGUUUUCCUGCCAUCAGGUCGGUGGUCUGCUGGGAAAUGCCCCUUGCCACCUAACCAGAGACUCCUCAUAGAACUCGCUAAUCACUAGUUUACUGCAUUGGUUGGCUCAGAGAGAAAUUGGUUGAAGUUUGGGGUGAGAGGAAACCUUUACUUUGAACCAGUUUGCAUCUGGGGCCCUGCAUCCCCCUUCACUGGGUGAUGACUGACUUGUGUUCCCGCCUCAGGCCAAGAGUGACUUAAGGGGCCUGGUUUUUAGUUCAUGGACAGCUUUUUAUAUGUCACCUCUUAGCUCUGGCUGGCCAAGAGCAGGACAGAGCUCUGCCCAGACGGGAGCAGCAUGCAGUUCUCACUGUUCACUGCACAGUAUCGUGUCAUAGUUGCAGGAAGUUUUUAUGUUUGAAACUGGACUUGGGAUACAUUCAUUUGCCCUGCCACCUCUGCCUGAAGGUGAAAUCCUAGGGCUGUUGUGGUCAGCACAGACUGCUCCUUACUGUUGUUUGUCAGGUACCCACAUAGUAUGGAACAACGUAACUUAGAAAGUAACCUUGGGCAUCUUUUUCUGUUUCCCUCCCGGCACUGAGAUACUGAAAUCAAAGUUGCUUUUCCAAAUCAGAAAUCCACUAGCUCCUGGCAGUCAGUGGAUCAAAUCUUCCAUGAAAGAUGACAGAAGUAGCCUGUGCUGUGGGAGACCUUUUAUCUGAACCCUUUUCCAUUAAGAUAAACUUCCCAAAAUCAUGUGUGCCAUCGUUAGGCCUGAGUUUGUGCAGCUGGUUAAACACCUUCUGUAUGCACUAUGUGGAGUGAGACAGAAAACAUGGGCCAUGUCCAGAAGCCUUCAGCCGGCUGACAGUCCUCUCUGUCUUGUAACAGCAUAUGGGUUGUGCCAAACACUGUUUGGGAAAAGCUCAGGUUUCAGUGGGUCUUUUCCCUGGGCCUUAAACUAUAGAGGCAUUUGUAAUGUGGAGAGAAUCAUUUUUUUGUUUUGGCCCACUUUAUUAGAUACAUUUUCUUUAUGAGUGUAUUUUGUGUUUCUAGCCCUCCUUAAAAGAACUGUUUUGAACUGUAGAAACUCUUCACCUGUCAUAUUGUUGCUGCAGAUAAAAAUGGUUACUGUGGGGUGUCUGGAUCGUUGCCCUCUGUGCUUUCACUCCUAACGAUGCUUCCUACUCAUGUGAGCUAAAAGCGUUUGCCCCAACUCGCUGGAUGUGGGUUUUCUAACAAACCAGCCUUGGUGGCAGAGUAGAAGAACAGGGAUAUAGCAUUGUGAAGUUUUAAAUAAAGUACUUCCACUUGAACUCCCACGGAGAGUGCUUCCCUGUGCUCGCUCAGUGAGCUCCAAGUCUAUCCCUCCUUCAGGGAUAUUCCUUUUGGCAAAUAUACACUGUAAUCUUGAGGUCUAAAUUUAUAUGUGAAAUGCUACCUUUUUUAAAAAGAAACUAAAUAAAAUUAUUUUAC